Thlaspi arvense is the source of this 828-nucleotide messenger RNA. NCBI's taxonomy places the organism in Eukaryota, Viridiplantae, Streptophyta, Magnoliopsida, Brassicales, Brassicaceae. The record is from the annotation of a GenBank genome assembly.
AUGGGCCAUGAUAAUAUCACGAGGCUCGCGAGUCUACUCGUAAAGCUACACAGAGCUCCAUCGGGUUGGCUCUGUCUCCAUCCUAGACCGGACCGAUCCAUCGGAAACCAACGACGGAUCAAGCUCGUAAGAUCCGACGGUUCCUCCGAGCUCUACGACCGUCCCGUGGUGGUCUCGGAGCUCACAAGAGAUUUCCCAAAGCACAAAAUCUGUAGAUCGGACUUGCUCUACAUCGGACAGAAGACCCCUGUUCUGUCUGAAACCGACACGCUUAAGCUCGGACUCAGUUACUUCCUCCUCCCUUCUGACUUCUUCCAGAACGAUCUCUCGUUCCUCACCAUCGCCGCCUUGAAAUCACCUCAAAACGGAGGCGUUUCGGUCAGAAAAUCCGUCGGGACUCAUCAGCAGCCUUUUUUUAUACAGAAGGGACAAACGGGGGAGAGGCUGAGGAUCCGAGUGUCUGAAGAUUUCAUGUCGGAAUUGAUGAUGGACGGAAGAAAAAGCAGAGAAACCGAAAAGGAAGAUGGAGACGAAGAAGGAGGAGGAGGAAGAGAGAGCGAAGGGAGAGUUUGUACGACGGUGAAAUUGAAGAAGGAUUAUCUUCAGUUGGUUGGUCUGCGUAAAUGGAAGCCGAAGCUUGAGACGAUAAGGGAGACGAAGGCGAUGAAAGCGACGGUGGAGAAGAAGAAGAAGAAGAGAAAGAAGUUUCCUGCGAUGAAGAAGAGAUCAUGCAACGAUUCUUCUCAAACUGAUUCAUGUGCGAAGCGUAAGCUUCCUUCCAAGUUCAAGUCCAAAACUAGUAAAGCUGUCCUGAGAAAAUUAGCUUAA